This is a messenger RNA of Penicillium roqueforti, 1176 nucleotides long. It is a transcript of the gene gliJ, whose product is annotated as dipeptidase gliJ. Lineage: Eukaryota; Fungi; Ascomycota; Eurotiomycetes; Eurotiales; Aspergillaceae. Gene Ontology annotation, biological process: proteolysis. The record is from RefSeq and is a predicted model, not a curated record. The coding region runs from base 1 to 1176 and encodes 391 amino acids. The transcript is spliced from 6 exons. Gene Ontology annotation, molecular function: metallodipeptidase activity.
AUGUCUAUGGAGGAGGCCAUCGAUAUCCUGAAUUCAGUCCCACUGAUUGAUGGACACAACGACUGGCCACACCUCAUUCGCGGGUUUUACGACAAUCAACUGGAUAUUCGGUUGGAUCCGGAAAAGGACCUAGUGGGACAUGUUGAUUUCAAGCGACUCAGAGAAGGGAAAUCUGGUGGUGCCUUCUGGAGUGUUUACAUAGACUGCCCAGACUCAGACGACUUCACCGACGAUGCGGCACACCUAGAGACGUUGAGAGAUACACUGCAGCAAAUCGAUCUAGUGCAUCGACUGGUGGAUUUGUAUUCAGACCACAUGGGUCUCGUUGAUCGUGCCUCCGAUAUCAUGCGCUUGUUCACUGAUGGGAAAUUUGCUAGCCUAAUCGGCGUCGAAGGGCUCCAUCAGAUUGCAAACAGCUCCAGUGUUCUUCGGUUGUAUCAUAAACUUGGAGUCCGAUAUGUCACAUUAGCGCACAAUAAGAAUAAUCUGUACGCAGAUAGCGCAACCGCAAUAUCUCCAGCACAUGACGGACUAUCUUCUAAGGGCGAAUUGAUAGUCAGGGAAAUGAACAGAAUUGGAAUGAUCAUUGACCUCUCCCAUACAAGCGAAUCUGUGAUGCACCAAGUGUUGGAUAUUUCCAAAGCGCCUGUGAUUUUCUCUCACUCGUCGACAUCCUCCAUCGUUCCACAUCCUCGCAAUGUCCCCGACGCUAUUCUCGAGAAACUAAAAGCCAACAAGGGAGUGAUUAUGAUCACAUUUAUUCCCUCUCUUGCUCACAUUGAUCCCACCCAAGGGAACAUGGACCAUGUCAUUGAUCACAUUAUGCAUGUUGGACAAAAUAUUGGCUACGAUCAUGUUGGGCUUGGAUCUGACUAUGACGGUAUGUUUAAUGCUGUAAAAGGAAUUGAGAAUGUCGCUCGAUAUCCUCAUUUGGUUCGCAGAAUGCUGGAGCGUGGGAUUGCCCGAUCGGAUGUGGAAAAGAUCAUAGGGCUUAAUGUGAUCCGUGUAUUGAACGAUGUGGAAGUGCAAUCAGCUUCAAACAAAUCUCAAGUACCAAUCAUGCAGGAUGGAGUGAAGCAACUGUGGAACGAGAAAUUCCGAGGUGUUGUGAGAGGGGCUUAUCCUGAUGCAGAGAUGGAUUUGCCUAGAGCCCUCAUACCGGAGAAAAGCAAGUGA